Akanthomyces muscarius is the source of this 1500-nucleotide messenger RNA. RefSeq lists its product as uncharacterized. NCBI's taxonomy places the organism in Eukaryota, Fungi, Ascomycota, Sordariomycetes, Hypocreales, Cordycipitaceae. The transcript is spliced from 3 exons. The record is from RefSeq and is a predicted model, not a curated record. Bases 1 to 1500 code for a protein of 499 amino acids.
AUGUCCCUGGCCAUUUGUCGGCGCAGCGCCGCGUGGAUGCCACGGCGCCCCCUAGCCAGACGACUGUUUUCGAGUGAAUCGAAGACGGAUCAAGUGCAGUUUACCUAUGCGCUUGCAAACACAUCCAGAGAUGCGAUUUCGUCCAUGAUGGAUGACAUUGCCUCCAAGGCUCUGUCGGCAAAUUCUUCCAGCCACGACGCAGCUGUCGUGCUCGCUACGCCGGAAUUUGCCAGAAAUUUUGAAGAUGCCGAUUUCAUGGGGAGCAUGGCCUCCCUCCUCGCCGGCAGUGGCCGCCCGGGCAAGUUCCACCUCCUGGGUGCCAUAGUGGACAACAUCGCGCCGCAGCUAGGCAGCUACCAGACCUCGCCAGGGAUAUCCGUCCUGAGGGGCCAUCUCGACCACAUGCUGCCGCAUCUUUGGCAGCCAGAGCCGCCUCGGUCACCAGAAGAUAAAGAUUCGUUAUCGGCGCUGUCGUUUUCGCUAGGUGUGCCGAAGGUGACUCUACCUCUCGCGAGAACCACGUUUCAGAACAACAGGGCUUCGACACUGCUGGCCUCGUCAUUUGAUCUCUCUGGCAGUGGCUCUAGAAUGGAGCAGCAGCUGGAACGCUACUCACAAGAUGUGUUUGUCUUGGACAGUGACUUGCCCCAGAAGAUGGGUGAUCUGGGGCUGUGGGCGCCGCUGGCGCCUGCGACACCGCCGCGUCUGGUGGCGGCUAGCUUUGGCAACAUUGUGCGCGGCGUCGAGAUUGAUGGCCAGACAAUCCCGGCGUCGACGGAGCUCGAAGAUGCGGUCAAUGCAUUCUAUGAUAAGCGCGAUAGCAACAUUACAAACACAGGACCCGUCGGCAUCUGGGCGCUGAUUACGCCCAAGAGCGAGUCGGCCGACGCGGCUGCAUCGUGGCUCAAUGGCAGCCCGACAUCGCUAUCUGUGGACACGACCGAGUCGAGUAUGCAGGAUCUGGUGACCAAGACGGCAAAGUAUCUACACAGCUCACAUCAGCGUGGUGCGAAGCUUCUCCAAGUUUUGAGCGGUGGCGGCGGCUGGGGCGCCAAGAAGGGCCUUCUCUCUCUUGAUCCCCAACUCACGCACUUUUCCCUUUCCGAGGAGGAGUCGAUGCACCGCUUCACACAAUCGAUGAGCGACUCGACCUUCGCGCCCACUGGCUGCACGAUUCAGUUCCUCAUGGCCCUCGACGACGUGCCCGGCAUGCCCGAGUACCUGCCCCCGAGCAUCGUGUUUGGCGUCCCGAGCACGCACCAGGGGCUGUCCACCCGGCCGGAGAAACCCUUUAUGGGCGGCCACUUUGGCGCGCUGUCGAGCAAAGGCAUCUUUGUUGCAGCGCCGAGCGAGAGUGAUGAUGCGGAGCUUCCGGAUGAGAGGAAGCUGUCUGUGCCAAACUCGCGGCUGUUUGUCGCGGAGGGCAUUGAUGAGCAAAUGAAAGGCUUUGGCAAGAUGCCGACGUUUGCGGAGGCAGGUCUCAUGGCGCUUCUGCUGUAG